Molecule: messenger RNA, 3134 nt
Organism: Teleopsis dalmanni
Lineage: Eukaryota; Metazoa; Arthropoda; Insecta; Diptera; Diopsidae
Product: zinc finger protein 26-like
Exons: 7
Coding region: 174-2588 (804 amino acids)
Biological process (GO): regulation of transcription by RNA polymerase II
Cellular component (GO): nucleus; chromosome
Molecular function (GO): chromatin insulator sequence binding; zinc ion binding
Source: RefSeq, a predicted model, not a curated record
GGCUUGUGUUUUGUGAUAUCAAAUAAGAAAUAAAAGAAAAUAUGUAGGCUAUCUAGUAAAACGAAUGAAGAACUCUAUAUAUAACACUAUAUAUAAUAAUUUGUUAAAUUGUUAUACUUGAGCAAUAUAAAUGUUUUGUGCUGCACUGUGUGUAUAAUUUACAAAAUAUUAAAAUGAGCUCCUCAAUAAGUGGCAAGUUGGAACUGGACCGCAUAUGUCGUGUCUGCUUGCAGGAAAAAUUCGAUUUAGUUUUAAUUUUUGAUGAGACGUUUGCUGUUGAUGGUGUAACAAUGUCACAAUUACUGUCUGAAUGCACGAGAUAUAAAGUCGAACGGUUCGAUAAUAUGCCUCAUCAAAUUUGUGGUAACUGCAUGGAAACGGCAAAGAUUGCCUUCAAGUUUAGGAGACAAGCUGAAAAGUCUUAUCGCAUACUAACCAAUAUGUUUGAUUCAGUUGCUGAUAUAAAUCCAAACUAUACGCCUCAAUCUUCUAUGGACAACUCAACACAGACAGAAAAAAUAUCGAUACAUCCAUGCGAGAUGUGUGGACAAAAGUUUUUUGAUUCCUCAGACUUAAGGGAACACCGUUUGGUAGAACAUCGUGGUAACACUAAAGAAUGUAGCGUUUGUGGUGAAAAAUUCAUGCGUCUUCGUCAACUGCGAAGCCAUGUGAUGCAAGUCCAUCCUAAAGAGGGACUUAUGUCAGAGAUUGUGUGUCGCUUAUGUCAUCGAAAGUUUUCACGUAAAGAUCAUCUAAGGCGACAUAUGCGUAACAUUCACAAAGUCAACUACGAAAACACAAAAACUUCACUAGAGGAACCAGAAAUUGAUGUAGAAAUUGGUAAAAAUGUAGAUACAACAACAGCUGCGCCGCUUUGGCCAAACUUCAAUGAUUACGAGCAUAAUAUGGAUAAAGACAUGUUUGAACCUAAUCCAAUAUCAAGCGAUGAUGAUCACUUCGAUUAUAGUGUUGCUGACAAGAUUUUAGCUGCUGAACCUGAGGUUAUUAUAAAAGUUGAAUCUAAUGAAAAUAAUUUUCAAUCAACUACGGAAAAAUCGACCAGUAACACUGAUGAAAUUUCGUGCAAUUUAUGUAAACGUACUUUUACUAGUAAAGGGUUUUUAAAACGACAUUUAAUAAAAAUACACAAACAGGAUUUAGAAGAUUCAAAAGAAUUACUGGAAGAGCCAGAAAUCGACUUGCAACCUAAUGAAAUUAGUACAAAGAAGGAGGAUAAUUUAGAUGAGUCUAAUUCAUUAAAAGAAGACAACAAUUGUGCAACUGAUUCAAAAUCGAUAUUUGAAAAUUAUAUUAAAGUUGAACCAGAAGAUGCCAGCAAUCCGUUAAAAGACUGUAUUAAACCUGAAACAAAUGAUAUUGCUUCAAUAACAAGCAAUAGUUUAUCUAAUAACAUACAAAUCAGUGAACUACCGAUAUAUAAUAAUUCUGUUAUUGAUGAGCAUAGACAUAAGGUUAUAAUUGUAAAGGAAUACUUAGAGCUACGCGCUAAAGAGGAAAAACAUCGUAACAAAAGUGGAGAAAACAAUAGGGAGGCAAAUCGGUGUCAUGAAUGUAAUCGCACAUUUUCCCGACAUUGUCAUUUAAGGCGACAUAUGUUAACACAUCUCGCGGAGAAACCUCAUGCUUGCCCACAUUGUUCUAAACGCUUUGCUAGGAGUGAUCAUCUAAAAGCACAUGUACUGAAUGUACAUAAUGCUAAGGAGUUUAAGUGUGAUAAAUGCGAUGCUGCAUUUGCAAAGAGUGACUCUUUAGAACGUCACAAAGAAAUCAAACAUGGAGAUGAACCCAACCUGCAUAAAAUUCAUAGUUGUGAUUUUUGCAAUAAGAAAUUUAUGACAAAAAAUUAUUUACGCAAACAUAGAUUAUUGCAUACUGAUCGAAUUUUUGCAUGCAAACAUUGUGAAGAGACAUUUAGAGAUAGAAAACAAUUUCGAGAACAUGAAAAAACGCAUAGUGGUGAACGUAAUUAUUUAUGUUCAAUAUGUGGUGAGAGUUUUGUUCGUAAUGAUUACCUUGUUGUACAUAUGAGAAGACAUACAGGUGAAAAACCAUACAAAUGUCAGUACUGUGGCAAAGGUUUUCCUCGUGCAACUGAUGUAAAAGUUCAUGAAAGAUAUCAUACAGGCACAAAACCAAAUCUAUGCACUCUUUGCGGGAAACGUUUCCACCGUGCUUAUAAUUUAACUAUACAUAUGCGAACUCAUACUGGAGAACGUCCAUUCAAAUGCGAUCAAUGUCCAAAAAGUUUUACACAGAGUAACGACUUAAAAGCGCAUAUACGUCGGCAUACUGGAGAGCGUUUUAAAUGUAAUCAGUGUGAUGCUGGGUUUUUGCAAAUGUAUGGCCUGCGACAGCAUGCACUAACCGCACAUGGGACACAUAUGGAGUCAUCAACAGGUCGCUUACAAAAAUUUCAUCCUCUGCCUGCGUUACAAACAUUAGCACAACCACAAAUAGAAAUGCCAGCUCAAAUGCCAAUGGCACAAACUGAACUAAACAUGGUUAUGGAGCAAAAGCAACCCGAAACUACACUUCAAGCUCAAUAUCCAUAUAUGGAAACUUCCUAGGUAUUUCUAUAUAUAUUAUUGGGCGUUUUUUUUUUGUUUGGCAUUAUGUUCCAAAUACAUAUAUUAUUUAGUUAUUAAAAAAUAUUCCUGUUUUAAAGUGUUCGAGCAUUACAAUGUUUAAACAGUUCGAAUAUACUCUAAUUCGAACAUUUAGAUCAAACACUUUAAAUGUUCGAACUGCUUGAAGAUGUUGUAAAAUCGAAUUUUCAUGUUAUAAAAAUAAUUAUAAUAAUAGAUACUCGAAUAUUUUUGAGUAUCUCGUCAUGCUGUCCCACAUGGUUGAGUUCAAGCAUUCUCGAGCUUGAUGUUCGACGGUUCGAUCAGGUUAAACCAUAUUUAAAGUACUAUUAAAGUACUUUAUUCAAAUGCUUGAUGUUGAGGAAUUUAAAUUAAAUCAUAAUUGUAUUAUAAUUUAACUAUAAUUAUAGAAUGCUUUUAAGUUAAGGAAUCAAAAUAUUGAGCAUUCCCUUUAGAAAAACGAUAUGAGAUAUCUACAAAUGAAUUAAAAAAUUAUAUUAAAAUCUUUCUGUACAUUUUUAUAUUCAU